Molecule: messenger RNA, 1248 nt
Organism: Pichia kudriavzevii
Lineage: Eukaryota; Fungi; Ascomycota; Pichiomycetes; Pichiales; Pichiaceae
Exons: 1
Coding region: 1-1248 (415 amino acids)
Biological process (GO): pyrimidine nucleotide import into mitochondrion
Cellular component (GO): mitochondrion
Molecular function (GO): pyrimidine nucleotide transmembrane transporter activity
Source: RefSeq, a predicted model, not a curated record
AUGAAGUCCUCGGAAGAUUCCAUCCAUUCACACGGUUGUGACUGUGAGCCUCCCAAGACACAUCAAAUUUCAACAGAUAUUUCUGUCCAUGCGGUUCCUGUUCUGGAACCUCUAUCCACUCAUAAAAAUGAUUUACGUGCUUUCAAAUUGCGACUAUCACCAAAUGAGAUUACCUCGAUCUCUGGUGCCUUGGCGGGGUUUAUUAGUGGGUUGGUAGUAUGCCCUUUAGACGUUGCAAAAACAAGAUUUCAAGCUCAAGGUGCCUACAACAAUAGUAACGAUAUUGAUAAAAAAAAAAAUUCUUCCAAUAUUAAUGGUACCAAUGUCUCAAAUUUGAAAUAUAAGUCGGCUGUUCAAUCAAUCAAAUUGAUCUGGAAAGAGGAAGGGUUCCGUGGGCUAUACAGAGGUGUUGUACCUAUAACCCUAGGUUAUUUCCCCACUUGGAUGAUUUAUUUCACUUGUUAUGAACAUUUCAAGAAAUUCUACAACAAUUAUAUCCAUGAUGACAACUUGUCUUAUUUUGCAAGCGCUAUAUCAUCAGGUGCAAUUUCAACAACUUUGACUAACCCCAUUUGGGUUGUUAAAACUAGAUUGAUGCUACAAAUGGACGACGGGAAAACAGUAUAUUCAAGUUCAAAUGUAAAUGCAAAUACAAGUACAAAUGUAACCAGAAAUGUAAAAGCGAGCCCAAGUGCUGGGGCAGGGAUCAGUACCAGUCUAAAUAGUAAAAAGAUGGAUUGGUAUAGGGGGACUUUCGAUGCCUUUAAGAAAAUGUAUCAACACGAAGGCUUGAAUGUAUUCUACAGAGGUUUAUUGCCUUCAUAUUUUGGUUUAAUUCACGUUGCUAUACAAUUUCCCCUCUAUGAAAACUUCAAGAAAAUUUUAAAGAUCUCAAAUAAUGGUGACGAAACUUUGGAUAUGAGUAACACAUCAACUAAGAUGAAAACUCUAAAUUUCUUAAAAUUUAUACUAGCUUCAUCAUUGUCAAAAAUGAUUGCAAGUGCAAUUACAUACCCUCACGAAAUUUUAAGAACAAGGCUACAGUUGUUUAAUAACAAUUCGAACCAACAAAAUGAAUCACAGUUAAAAGGUUUGAAAAGAGUUUUCAAGAACAUCAUCAAAGUAGAAGGUUUUAAAGGAUUCUAUAGUGGAUUCAUCAUCAAUUUGGCUAGAACUGUACCUGCAAGCGCUGUAACAAUGGUAUCUUUUGAAUAUUUUAGGGAAUAUUUCCAGAGGUUUGCCUACUAA